CUCUUCAGAAAUGCCAACUCCAAAUCAUCAACAGCGGGAAUUUUUCUCGAAUUUCGUCCCCGAUGGCAUUACUCUGGGGCAAUGGUGGGUUCAAGUGUUGGCCCUAGACAAACUGGUCUCCGUACAAUCUCUGUAAACCACUGAAGCUGACACAUGGCUGUUGACUAGCAUGGCUAAUCAUUUAGACAGUUUUCUCUCCGAUCCUUCACCAGUACCCCUGUCGACACAAUCUGACCUGGUGGCCAUCACUAACACACCUGACCCAGCCAGUAACAGUGUGCCAGAGCAGCCAACUUGUAUCGCCGUGAAAAUUGCUUCAUCAGAUAAUCCAGAUCCAUCCUCCUGCACACGUAGUCUACCUGAGGUUAAGCCAGAGGCUGACACAAACCCAGGCCCGGUUAGUGACGUACAGAAGACAUGUUCAGCAGAUGAUUCAGGAGAAGUUAAUGCUAGUUGCAGCCCAAUUCCAAAUGGCAGCCCCCAAGAACCUGCCGGAAACAAUCCCCACACCUCAACAGAUAUUCACCACAAGGCAGCAGAAGACCCUCAUCCCUUCCCCUUGGGCAGCAGUUUGGGGGCAGGUGGGGAGAAGAGUCCUAAGAACUUUCAGGAGGCAUCUUCACAAAACCAUCCUGACCCGGAAAAAAAUGUACAAGGGUCUGCUUGUGAGAAACAUUCAGAAAAGAGCCUGAAUCCAGGGCGAGAGACUAAUGCAGCUGAUAUUCUUACCAAAGAUUCCAGUGAGCAAGCUGUUUCAAAUUCCACAGAGACAAGCUCUCGACGAUCGGAACGUAAAGCCAAGGCAUUUGCCCGAGUUAGACUCGUGCUCGCUCACGAACAGUUGAUUGAUGACGACAAUUUUCUGGGAUUCACAAACAGAAAAACUUACCUACCUCCAAAGAAAAGAAAGAAACUUUGUCAGUUUAAGGCUGAACACCACCAAGUUAAGCCCAAACUGCCCAAUUCCACGGCUGUGUCUGGGUCAAAAAAGGGCUCUAACAGGCAAAAGGUAGAAUGCACAAGCACUGGUAAGGCUUCACAAGUGAAGGAUAAAAUCAAAAAAAAGCAAACCGAUGAAUCCCUGAAGAAAACAUCUUCAGUUUCGACUGGUGAAGAAAACAGUUGUGGGACUGAUAACGCAGCUAAAAAAAAUAAUAUCAAACCCAAACGCACAAUACCCAAGUUGGAAUGGUUUAACUGUGAUUACUGUCAUUACAAAACCAGUAAUAAAUAUUACAUCAGACGUCAUGAAAUGACACACGAAAAACCAAAAAUCUCCUUUGAAUGCCAUUAUUGUGAUUAUGUUACGAAAAGCGUCAUUCGUUACAAAGAACAUGAAGCGCAGCACACACAUGAAAAACCCUUCAAGUGUCAGCACUGUGACUAUUGCUCACGAAGCUACACAGAUUUUAGAAGACAUCAAGCAAAGCAUGCAUCGGAAAAGAAGUACAAGUGUCCACACUGUGAUUUUACAACCAAGUGGUCGCGCAAUGUCAGCCAUCAUGUGCUCAAGCAUACAACUGCUCGCCCUCACAAGUGUCAUAUCUGCGGAUUCUCCUUCAAACGAAUUCAAGACCUUAAGUACCAUUUGUAUCGCCACAACGAUGUGAAGCCAAUAUCAUGCGACCGUUGCGACUUCAAGUGUAAAACGAAUUACGAGUUGAGGUGCCACAAGUUGAAGCACAGCGAUGAGAGAUUCUUUGCUUGCACACAUCCAGGCUGCGGGCAGAAAACCAAAACCAAAUCGGAUCUGACAAAACACAUGAACAUUCACAACGUGGAAAAAAAGUACAUAUGUGGAGUGUGUCAGAAAGGGUUCAAUGCCAAGUCAACUUUAGCGAAGCAUGUUAGGAUUCACGGAGACCGGGUGCUGCUUAAAUGUGACAUUUGUCAGAAGAAUCUGAAGACACGUGCUAGCCUUCAAGGUCAUCUGAAACUUCACCAGGGUCUUUAUCCAUUCGCCUGUGAUAUCUGUCACAGACGCUUUGCGGUCAAAUGGAAUCUUUUGAAGCACCAGGAAACUCACACUCUUGGCGGCCGACCCUAUAGGUGCCCCAUUUGCCCGUAUGGGGCCAGAACAAUGGAGCACCUUCUCACUCAUAUCGGUUCCAUGCAUGGGAAAUCCUACGCCUACUUUUGUGAGAUUUGUCGAAAACCCUUCAAGAGGUAUGGUCAGCUUAAAAUACACAUGGGCAGAAUGCAUGAAACAACACUCAGCCAAACUGCACCUUUGAAUAUGGAGUCUAUGCUGAAGGAAGUGGAACCAGAUAUUAAAAAGGGAAUCAAAGAGGAGGAACUUGCGUCAAUAGGAGAGGGAGGCUUAGAACUUGUGGAGGUGAAACAGGAGCCAGUUGAGACGCUGUCCCUGGAUCCCACAAAUGUGGCUGCCUUGAUAACAGAUAAUAGUUCUCAGUGUACAGCCAGUGAGACGAGAAGUGAACCAAGCAUGUCACGUGGUACAGUGGACCAGUCAGACAUUGUGGGCACAGAACUCAAACCAGAAAUGAACCCUUCUUUGAUUGAGGAAGGUAAGCCUGUGGCGACAGUUGGUAUUUAUAACGGCUUUACUUUACCACUUGCUACAAAAGGAUUCGAAUUCAAUUUGGAAAAACGGGGUAAAAAGCCAGACUCAUGGUUUAUGGAUCUCCAAAACAUGCCAAGUAAAGCUGCAGACAAACACAAGCAAUACUUGUACAAAAAAGAGCAUGGAUUACUCGUCAAUCACAAGCCAAGACUACCCAAGGACAAGGCAGAGCGGGAAGCUGAAAGACGGAGACGUAAAUUGGAGAAAUUCAUCAUUUCCUGUAGAGUCUCCACCAAAAGCGACACAACUCUGAUAUUCCAAACAGAGAAGCAGAAGAAAAAAUGUCUUAAACUGAAAAAGAAAGUCUUGUAUAAGUCGAUGAAAUGUAACACUGUAGCAGCUCUGCUGCAGAGAUCGGAAAAAAAUAAAGGUUGCUCAUCAGAACUAUUCAUCACUGAUCAGCCACGCAAAAUAAAGAGCCAGUCAAAAUGCAAGCGUAAGAAAAAGUCAGGGGUGCAGGCAGAGAAGAUACAAUCUUCAAGUACGCGGGCGUAUGCUGAUGUUAAAGGUAAGGAAGAGGCAGAUAAUGAAGCAAAUGUUGGAUUGCCUUUAAAAGAAACCUUCCCAAAUACAGACAUAUCUGAAUCUCCUCAGACAUCAGUUCCAUGCAGCACUGACCCCAACCGUUCUAACAAUAUGACAAGCCCUGCAGUUAUUUGUGAGACAAAUAUCUCCACAGGGAAUGUGCCUGUAAAGAGAAAGCGAGGACGUCCAAAAGGAUCGAGGAACAAAUGCUUACAACCAUCCUCACAAGACAAAGCCUUAACUCACACAAAUACUGAAGGACCAGUGUGCAUAACUAAGCAGCCCCGCAAAUGUGCAGUGAAAACAAAAGUUAAACGUACUCUAAGGAGUGGAACAGAGACGUGGAAUUCGGCUGAAAAAAUCAAAUCAGAUAAUGAGAAAGGUGUUGGUGAUAUUCAGCCGAUGAGUUUGGAUGAAAUUCCUGAAGAAACAGCAACGUCCUUUGAGUACCAGAAAGAUGAAUUAGCAGACAACAGAAAACCCUUUAUGAUUAAGAAUGAAUGUGUCAUGGCACCGACAUUGAAUACAAAGAAACCUACAUCCGCAGAAGAAUCAAAGAAUGUCUUGUCAGAUGCCUGUAUUGUGGUUAAACGAAAGAGAGGAAGACCCAAGGGUUCGUUGAACAAGAAAACCUUAGCCCGCAUGGCCUCCACGAAAGCCUCUACCACCUUGAUAGGAAAAGGUGAACAGAGCGAGAAAGAGUUGGAGCUCGCCUACACAGAAGCUAACCAAGAUUACCCAGGUCCAUCCCCAGUGUGCUAUCCAAAUUUCCCAUCAUCAGAGACACCUGAUGUUGUAGCAGAGGACAAUGCCACUGUUCAAACACAGCCAGAGCUAGAGGUUAAGUCACUGGAGAAGAGAAAGGAGAAAUUCCACAAGGAAAGUGAAGCCCAGGCCAACAUACGCCAAUGUUCUGUCGCAUUGUCAGUAAUAAGAGACAAUUCUCUAAAAACAGGAUGUCUGCACUUACCCCCAGAAAAUCCUGUUGAGACUGUUGUGUUGAAGAAGGAUGGGAAUUUAGAGGCCAAACUGGAAGAUCCUGCCAUCAGAGACACAGGUGGCCUGGUUGAAAUGUCCUCCAUACCAGAUGCUUCAAGUUCAUCAGAUGACCAGAAGGGCAGCCAUGUUUCAGCAGUUGGAGAUUCUAAUGUACCGCUUAGUGCCCCUGCCAUCUGUGGUGGAAAUGAAACGUCAAAUGUGGGCAGGAAAAGAAGGAAGCCGAAUAAGAGCGAAAUACGACGAAAAUGUAGAAAGCCAGGAAGUUGUCAAGUUGGUCUGUUCUCAUGUGUUUAUGAAGAUGGAAACGGGUCAUUGACAUCAACAGGCCCUACCCACGCCACUUCUGAAGUGUGCAUUAAAGCAGAGGUUUUGUCUGAUGAUGCCGAUGGCAUAUCAGUUAGGAAGCCUUCGGAGCGAACCUUCCAGACCAAUGCAUCAACCACUGUAUCUAUGAAUGCGUCUCCCAAAACUAACGCAGCAUUCCUUGAACCACAUAGGGUUUCCGAUGAUCACAGCAAGACGAGAUCAAAUCCAAAUAUACUGACAGCAGGCAGUGAGAAUCUGGUUAAGCAAGAGCCAAUGUGCGUGGGUGUAUCUGUUGGAGAAACUUUUCAUGACAAUAGAGGCGAUGACAAUUGCCCAGACAACCUGACAUUGGACAACUCUUUCUUCAAGUAGAGUUUGCCCUUUUCUUUAUUAGUCUCAAGGUCAUUGUAUCAUUUUUACAGAUAAUUGUAAUAAGAUUGAACCUAUCUGAACCUUUCUAGUUCCAAAUUUGAUCAAAAUAGGAUUACACCAAACCAAAUUGAAUGCACUUUAUUUUCAGAUUUUAUCCAAACUAAAUUUGGUAGCUGUUUCAAAGGUUUUUGAUAUAUAUAUUGUCAGGAAAAAUAGUGUACUAGAUCAAAGAAAGGUAUGACCGAUGUAGCUCUGUAGACAACUCCUUUUGAAUAGGUAGAAGUUAGCAGAGAGAGCAUAUUUGUAACAGCUCAUUAAUCAUCAUUUCAUCAGAACCUGUUUCUGUACAGAUUCAGUGUGGAUUUUUUUUUUCUUGUAACAAAGUUAAUUUUAGGAUCAACACCUCAGCCCUAUGUCUCAGACUUCAAUCGUCAUUAUUGUUUCUCAGAAUUGAUCAUCACCUACAUGUUGUAUUUAACAUUUUGUUCUCUCACUUUUAUCUGAACCUGUUCUGAUACAGAUUUUGAGUAGGCUUUUUGUCUUGUAAGAAAAUUAAUUUCUCGACUAAGACCUAGUCCAAAGUUCAACAUAUCUGUCUCAAACUUUUCCUCAUGGUUGUUUUUUUUUUCAGAAUAGAUCAACAUCUAGCCUCUUAACAUUUUGUUAUCAUGCUUCAUCUCAUUUUUUGAUUGACACACAAGUUUUAUUGUGUACACUUGUAUACACAUUGUCACUGUUAAUUGCACCCAGAUGUUACUGCCAACAAUAAUUUACAUUUUUU
Messenger RNA from Liolophura sinensis, 5567 nucleotides. RefSeq lists its product as uncharacterized. Gene Ontology annotation, cellular component: nucleus. Lineage: Eukaryota; Metazoa; Mollusca; Polyplacophora; Chitonida; Chitonidae. Gene Ontology annotation, molecular function: DNA-binding transcription factor activity, RNA polymerase II-specific; RNA polymerase II transcription regulatory region sequence-specific DNA binding. The transcript is spliced from 2 exons. Gene Ontology annotation, biological process: regulation of transcription by RNA polymerase II. The coding region runs from base 170 to 4786 and encodes 1538 amino acids. The record is from RefSeq and is a predicted model, not a curated record.